CGGUUCAUGCGGUAGCAGGGAGUCCGGUCAAAAGGGCUGUAACAGGAUCCAGAGGCGCUGUAAUAGUUUGGAUAUAAACGCGAGGACAGUAACGUGCGCGGUUUAGACGAUUAAUAGCACCGGUUUUGUACCAGGAGCUUCUGAAUUACUGUCACCUCCGAAUACUGAUACUGCGGCAAGCGUUAACGCAUCUCCCGAGUUUGAGUCGCGAGCUUUCCGCCGCAUCCCAGCGCAGGGUGAGGAGAAUGAGCUGACACCGAGCCGACUCGUCUGCAUCGACUAACGAAAAUGUGGAUUUUUAUUAUUGCGACAAAACAAGACGAUCAGUAGCUAUGGUGACAUCACGUCCACUCGGUUUUGCGGAUCUGGACACUCUCAUCUCGGAGCUCCGGAGUCUCAGCCUGUGUUAGCGACCUUGAAUUUCGGACAGGGAUUUGGAUCAAAUCAUGAACUCGCUGCUGUUCGGAGAUGCGAUGUCCGCUGGGAUGCCCGCGACGCUGCCUGGGAGCGCCUCGGGCGCGAGCGCGCUGCGCGACGACCUGGGCUCCAACAUCCACGUGCUGAAGACGCUGAACGUGCGCUUCCGCCGCUUCCUGGCCCGGGUGCACGAGCUCGAGCGCAGGAACAAGGCGCUGGAGAACCAGCUGAAGCUUGCCGCCGAGAGAGUGAGCUUUCACCCGCUGUUCACGCGCGACGUGGCCGUGCAGACCGACUCGACCGAACCGAGGCUGCCGGGCAAAAUCUGGAGCUUCACGCACGUGCGGCGGCGCGGGGAGCGCGUGGAGACGUUGCACGGGCCCGGCGUCUCGUGGUCGCACCCGGACGGCGUGGGGGUGCAAAUAGACACAAUCACACCCGAACUCAGGGCGCUUUACAACUUUUUAGCCAAAGUCAAGCGCGAGCGGGACGAGUACAAGAACAAGUGGCAGGAAGAGCUGUCUAGACGAGAGCAGUUGGAAACGAUGCUGGAGUCACUGCAAGCGAGUGCUCAAGAGUCAGAGGCCAUUCAGGAAGAGCUGAGGAAUAAAGUGGAGAGGUUAAAGGCUGAACUGGUGGUCUUCAAAAGCCUCAUGAGUGAUCAAAUGUCUGAGCUGGACACUAAAAUCCAGGAGAAAGCCAUGAAAGUGGACAUGGACAUCUGCAGGAGAAUCGACAUCACGGCGAAGCUCUGUGAUGUAGCACAACAGAGAAACUCUGAGGACAUCCUUUUCAAUGUCAGUCCAUCCAAGACUCCAGCGGGGCCUUUAGCCUGCAGGAAAAAAGAGAAGAAAGCUUUGUCAGAUGAGGAAAACUCAGAGAUGGAUGCAGAUCCAAGCACGUCAGAAGAGGAAGCGGCUGGAACCCUCAACAUUACGGAUGAGAUGAAGCGUGUGCUCAACCAGCUAAAUUGCUCAGAUAAUUCAUUUGUUGCCAGGCGAGACACUUUCGACAUCGACGACGAUUGUGACAGUUUGACGUGGGAAGAAAACGAGGAGACGCUGCUGCUCUGGGAGGACUUCACCAACUACAACGUGCCCUUCAUCAGCACCCCAAACAACGGUGCAGACUGUGGAGGAGGCAGCCAGGAAGCCGAUUGCAGUCUGGGAAGUCUCAUUGACGAGACCGAGAUGCUCUUCAAGACCAGAGAAGAGGAGUACCAGGCAACAAUCGGCCAGAUCGAGAUGGAGUUGGCUACAGCUAAGAGUGACAUGAAUCGGCACCUUCAUGAAUAUAUGGAAAUGUGUAGUAUGAAAAGAGGGCUGGACGUACAGAUGGAGACGUGUAGGAGAAUGAUCAAGGGGGGGAGAAACUCUCCGUCCAUCAGCUCAGUGGCGAGCAGUGACUCAGGGAACACCGACGAGAUCCAGGAUGAGUCAGACAAGGACGGAGACACAGAAGGGGCAAUCAGCUGAUAUUUACCCAGCAGGGUUGCACCCUCCCCUCACCGAGCUCCUAUCAGCUCCGAGGCCACUCAGCAUUCGGCCAAUGGUAUCGGGCAGGAUCGGUCCAAAGGAACUCUGAUGGACAGGUCCCUUUUUCCUGUAGGUGCUUUAACGUCUCCUUUCUAGUGGGGAAGGGGGAGAGGGACGUUCCCUUGCCUCUUGAGUAUUGUGCCUCUGCACUGAUGUCCUAGGGUAUUCUGUCGGUCAAAUCCGUCUGACCAAUCACAAGCUUCAUUUACAAUCGUUUUACAGAGUAGGCAAGCUGUACCGUUUAAACCACAAUCCAGUAUCAGUAUCAAGACCUGACAGAAAUUUGCAAAACGUAAAGAGCCAUUUCGCAUGUGUGAACUUUUUCAAAGUGGUUGGAUAUCCAUUAAGAUGCCAGAAUGAUUCUAUUUUCUGUCUUUUCUACAGUGCUGUAUUAUUCAGAAGGCAGAACAGUAGCUUUGACGGCCAUUUUGCUGCCUCCUAACACUAAUUAACAAAGACCCAGUAGAGUGUGUGUGGACGGAAUGCAGCACAGCUCAAGCUAUCUCUAAGGUCUAUGCAAACGGUUAGCCUUAUUUCGUAUUUUCAUGUUAAGUGUAAUCCUGAUUGCCAUCUCCGCUGGGAAGACAGUUAUCGCCAUUGCACCGAGUGCUUCUAGAGGAAAUCGUGAAGCCUGUAAUGUUUACAAGCUCAAAGGAGGGAGCUGUUGUGCGGUAUAGGUGCCUACUCGAGAGCACUCUACUUAAAAAAAAAAAAAAAAGCAUCAUCGUUCUGGAUGGGAAAAGAGCUAUGUGCCUGAUCUUAAGACUGGACUUUUUUGUUUUUGAUGGCCUUAAUGUAUUCGCUCGCCUUUUUUUUUUUUUUUUUUUUUUGCAGCCUAAAACAUGUUGUUUUAUACGUCUUAAGGUUUUUCGCUGUUUUUUCCAAAGACAAAGCUGCUUUACUUUGUUAAGCGGCUUGAAUGAUUUUAAGAGAUUUCAGGUAGCACUUCUGUACGUAAAGUGGAUAUUUCUGUUCAGUGCCGGUUACUGUCGCUAAUGCUAAUAUAUUCAUUUAGUGACGAUGACCAACCAGAUAUGCCAGCAUAGUUUCAUCCAUAAUAUAUAAACGUCUCACAUUUGGCCAGCAGAGAAAAAAUUAAGCCCAUUAAGUUAUGUCUCUGUAAACUGGGAUCAAAAAUGUUAUUGGUAUUUCCUUACUAAAAAAUAUUUUUCUUUUGCUUUUUUUUUUUUUUUUUUUUUUUUUUUGUCCAUGUAUGAUCUUUUGGCAUUUGUGUUGUAUACACGAUUUAUCAAAUAUAUUUUUUUCCAUAUUCAAUUAAAUGUCAUUUAUCUAGGAUUUGUUCAUAUAUAAAGUGUGUAUUUGUGUAAAAAUGGAGGUCCUGACUUUAAUAACAAAUGAUCUGUUGAAAAAAGGUAAAACGAUUCGACUCAAAAACCUUGAAGAACGUCGCACAAAACACUAUAAUAAAAUACUAUAGCAGUCAUCAGAUUGAGCCUCCAUAAUACACAAAUAUUAAUCCUCAAUAUUCUGCUUUUUCUUUGUUUUAUUAUACUGUGUUAUAUUAUUAUAAUCAUGUUAUGGAAUUUCAUAUGAAAAGCCUGCUCACGGGUUUUGUACGAAUUCCCUUUUAUUUUAUUUUUAUUUUUUUGGAAACAAUAUUCAGGGUCAUUUGGAUGCUUUCUCUGGUAAAUAAGUUAUGCACUAAUCGAAUUUUUGCCUUUUGAGCCUCAAAUAAUGCUUCUUUUUAUAUUCUUUAACACAAUAACAGGAAGCUCAUACUACAUUUCUUUGUACCAGGCCCAAACAACAGAGAUCUCAGUAGUGACUUCCUUUAAAUCAUUAAUAUUUAAAAAUGAUGGGUUUACAAUGACUGUAAAAGAGGUAUGUUUGGUUUAAAGGUGCAGUUUGUAAAAUCAUAGACUAUGAAAAAUUAGACAAUUGCAAACCAACCUGACUGACCUCAAGGACUGGCCACAAGGACAUGCAGCGGAUCCUGCUAGUUUCUUCAUUUAAUUCUCCUGUUGAAUUUCUUCCAGCCCUAACAUUUUAAAUGGCGCUGCUCAUUUACGUCCAAUUUCCUUAAAAGGCAGGGAUGCGUGGCAUCAACAGGGGAUUUGCUGUGGUUGAGUGGAAGAAAAAAUAAAUAGGCUUGUCACAACCCAAGUUCACCUAUUGCACCAGAAGGUGCAUUACAUUACAAACUGCUCCUUUAAGUGCAUGUUGCAGCAGAAACUGAGUGUUUUUGUGCUUGUGACCAGAAGGCUGUGAGUUCUUGAGCAAAAGACCAACAACCUUGCAGUUUUAUCUAGUAAGUCGCUUGUAAGGUCCAUAUGAAUGUGCCGAAAUUCUGUCACGUAGACGCUGGAGCUUUACUGAAAGUAGGAGGAAAGAUGUGGCCUGAAGCACCUUGGGGUUUUUAUGUUCUAAGAAACAUCUUUGCAUCAUCUUUGUGUGCCACAUUCACUCACACACACUACAUCCUGAUACCUCGAUCACUGAAUAUCCAUUAUGUCCGUGUAGACACAGCACAUGUAAAGAACUUCCAUGUACAAUAUUAUGCAUUCCAAUACUGUUUUUAACACACCCUCAUUGACUUCCCCUAACAGCAAAAGUUCCCCAGACAUUGGCUAUAAAGAACCUAUACAGAAUCUAGUUAGCUAGUUAAAAUAUGAUAUUACCAGGAGGAUAAGUUACAUGAAUUUUCUGACUUACAGGUGAGCCAGAAAAGUGCUUGAGCUCUGGUAAGAGCAAUAAAACAUAGACGGUACAAACGCAGUAAUUUGUAAGAGCUAUCCCCAGGCACAGGAGUCUCUCUAUUCAAUGACCACAAAUUGAAGCUGCACACAAUUUAAGUCUUUAUGAGCUCUUAGCGGAAUUAAAAUGUUCUAUCUGGCUUUUUAUGGAAUUGAUCUCUCGAAUCUAGGUUUGUUUGACAGAAUGUCAAUAUGUUACGGCAAGAAUGAAAAAAUGCAGAGAUAUUGGUAAAGACUGUCGUUUAUAAAAGUGUUGUAUACCUAUAGCAAUCAUAUUACCUUAAAUAUAAUUUAGGAAAACUGUCAAGCAACAGACCUGACAUUUUUCUGGCCCUGAAAUUUGAAGGGGGUAUGCACUCACAUUUAGCAUCAGACAAUUUCCUGAUCUGUUUCGUUGUAGUUAGCUGGGAAUUAAAGUGGGAUCAGGAAUUUUUAGUGGAUGCUAUUGUACAUAUGUUUUAUGAAUUAAAAAUCACUGGAUGGUAGUGUAAGAAGGGAAAAUUUUGCAGCAUGUAGAGAUGCCUACAUGUCUUUAUUAUCCUGUUUUCAGAGCAUAGGAGCACCACAUAGACCAUGGAUAUCUAAUCUUAUCCACAAAGGGCCGGUGUGGACGCAGGGUUUCAUUCCACUCAGGCGGAAGCUACACCUGAUCUUAGAUUUCACUAAAACUCAAGUGUGGCUUCUGCUCAUCUGGAUUGAAAACCUGCAUCCACAGCAGGCCCUUUGCGGAUGAGAUUGGACAUCUCUGACAUAUACAAAACCAUUCUCCCAGAGCAGACAUUAAGAUGUGCGAAAAGAAGCUUAAUAUUUCCAAAUCUCCUCUAAUCGAAAUCACUGACCGGACCUUUAAAUUGUGAUUUGGUGCUAGAAACCGUUCAGUCUGAAUUAAAUGCUAAUGUCAUGGUAAAGCAUAAGACCUUGUGGCAAUAAUACAAGACUUAACAACUCUAUCUCUGGUAUACAGUAUUUUCACCUCCUUAUGCUGCAGCUCAUGUAGCCUGAAUGGAAAGUCAAUAAGUGUGUAUUAAAAACAAUAUUGGAUUACAGUCUUCCAGUUUUAAGUAAUAUUUUAAGAAAAGAAAAAAUCUGCUUCUUUUAGUAUUGCUUUACUGAACACCAGGUGAUUCAUGUAAUAAUGGGUGAUGCAUUGUGUCAUUGUUUCCGUCGUAUGGCUUCAUGAUAUGAACUAACUUCUGUAUUGCUUCAACAACAUGGAAUAAAAAACACCGGUGGACUGAUCAGUCGCUCAUCACAGUGAAAAUGCAAAUAAUAUUUUACCUCACUGCAUUGCACAACAUGCCCUUGGGUCUGUAUAAUCUCUCUCUCUAUCAAAGAGAGACAAAUAUUAAGUAAGAAGUCAACAUUGUGUUACCAUGAUGAAUGUUUGAGCCUAAUUUGGAAAACUGCUCUAAUUUGUUAAUUAAAAAAAAUAGAAAAUACUGUUCAUCCAUGUUCCAGUAGCCAUGAUUUUCAUCGGUAGUACGUCUUCCAGUGUGUCUAAAUGUACAUACAUACACACGUUUCCUUUUCAGCAUCUUUUUUUGUAAUGUCUAAAAUUAUACACACACACACAUAUAUAUAUAUAUAUUUGAAAGUGAGCUUUUCUUGUUAUUUGUUAUUGUUUUAAAUAUGUAAGCCUUUGCAAUCUGGUGUGAGGGAUGUAAAGAUGUUUCAAAUGAUGAAUGUGGUUGGUGCUGGGGUUUUAAACCAAAAAAAAAAACAUAUA
Messenger RNA from Hemibagrus wyckioides, 6392 nucleotides. RefSeq names its product intermediate filament family orphan 2b (gene iffo2b). Lineage: Eukaryota; Metazoa; Chordata; Actinopteri; Siluriformes; Bagridae. The record is from RefSeq and is a predicted model, not a curated record. The transcript has 9 exons. The coding region runs from base 447 to 1892 and encodes 481 amino acids.